CACUGCUGCUUCCAACAACAAGCAGAAGCCAGCAACAUGGCCGACCUAGGAAAGAAGUACUGCGUAAACUGCCUUGCAGACGUUACGAAUCUGCGGCUUCGCUGUACUGACUGCCCAGAUAUCGAACUUUGUCCGGAGUGCUUCUCCGCGGGUGCAGAAAUCGGUAAUCACCGGCGAUGGCACGGUUAUCAGCAAGUCGACGGCGGGCGCUUCACCCUCUGGGGUCCCGAAGCGGAGGGAGGAUGGACUAGCAGGGAAGAGCAGUCGCUCCUCGACGCGAUCGAGCAAUAUGGCUUUGGAAACUGGGAGGACAUGGCCACUCAUGUAGGGGCAUCUCGGACCCCCCAGGAUGUCAUGGACCACUACGUCGGCAUGUACAUCCAUGGCAACCUGGGAAAGGCCUGCGUCCCCGACAGCAUCCCCAACCGGGUGACGGAUCACACCUGCCCCAGCGGCGGCCCCCUGUCCCCCAGCCUCACCACCCCCCUGCCUCCCCUGGACGUGACCCUGGGCGAACAGCAACAGCUGGGCUACAUGCCGCUCCGCGACGACUAUGAAAUGGAGUACGACCAGGAGGCGGAGAAGCUCAUCAGCGGUCUGUCGGUCAACUACGACGAUGAAGACGUGGAGAUCGAGAUGAAGCGCGCGCAUGUGGACAUGUACGUGCGCAAGCUCCGCGAGCGCCAGCGCCGCAAAAAUGUGGCCCGCGACUACAACCUGGUGCCCGUCUUCCUAGGCCGCGACAAGAAGGAGAAGCAAAGCACGCUGGGAGUUGUAGGUGGUGGUGUCGUCGUCGGAGCGGUGGGGAGCCUUCCGACGCCAACCACUCCCGCGGUGAUACCGGGAGCUCCAGCCGUCCCGACAGUGCCGAAGCGUAAGAUCCCCAAGGAGGAGAAGGAGCAGCGGGUCAAGUUACGGGGGAUGUGCCAGUUCAUGGCUCAGCGGGAGUUUGAGGACUUGUUCCACAACAUGCACAAAGAGCGCGUUCUGCGCGCCAAAGUACGGGAGCUGCAGCGCUACCGCCGCAACGGCAUCGCGCGACUGGACGAGUCGGCUGAGUACGAGGCGGCGCGGCACAAACGGGAGAAACGCAAGGAGAACAAGAGCGUAGCUACCUCGAAAACGGGCCGGGGCGGAGGGCUCUGCACAGGAGGAGGGCUUGGCGGAGGGACAGGAGGUGGCGGAGUGGGCGGCGGUGUCAUCAAAGAGGAGGGCAAGGAUGGCGAGUUCCCGGCCAUAGAGAACCUGGCGGGCUUCGAGCUGCUGUCAGACCGGGAGAAGGUGCUGUGCAACUCACUUAACCUCAGCCCCACGCGCUACCUGACUGUCAAGACAAUCAUCAUCAAGGACCAUCUGCAGAAGAGCCAGGGCAUUCCCUCCAAGAGCCGGCUGCCCAGCUACCUGGACAAGGUGCUCAAGAAACGCAUCCUCAGCUUCCUCACAGAGAGCGGCUGGAUAUCCCGGGACGCGUCCUAACAAUCCAUUGGGUUUGUAGAGACUGGGACGCGUCCUAACAAUCCAUUGGGUUUGUAGGGACUGGGACACGUCCUAACAAUCCAUUGGGUUUGUAGGGACUGGGACACGUCCUAACAAUCCAUUGGGUUUGUAGGGACUGGGACACGUCCUAACAAUCCAUUGGGUUUGUAGGGACUGGGACACGUCCUAACAAUCCAUUGGGUUUGUAGGGACUGGGACACGUCCUAACAAUCCAUUGGGUUUGUAGGGACUGGGACACGUCCUAACAAUCCAUUGGGUUUGUAGGGACUGGGACGCGUCCUAACAAUCCAUUGGGUUUGUAGAGACUGGGACGCGUCCUAACAAUCCAUUGGGUUUGUAGGGACUGGGACACGUCCUAACAAUCCAUUGGGUUUGUAGAGACUGGGACGCGUCCUAACAAUCCAUUGGGUUUGUAGAGACUGGGACGCGUCCUAACAAUCCAUUGGGUUUGUAGGGACUGGGACACGUCCUAACAAUCCAUUGGGUUUGUAGAGACUGGGACGCGUCCUAACAAUCCAUUGGGUUUGUAGGGACUGGGACACGUCCUAACAAUCCAUUGGGUUUGUAGGGACUGGGACACGUCCUAACAAUGUGUAUGGAGUUUGUGGGGACUAAGGAUUGUAGAGGGACAAUGACUCUUGUUCUCUGUUGGAUUGUUGCGUCUCUGUGUCUUGUUAUAAACAAUGUGAGAUGUGUCGUAAACUCCAGAUUGGACCAAGCUGAAUUUUACCACCUUUUGUCAAGUUCUGACCCAAGUCGUCGACCACCGGACUGUUUGUGAAUAUGUACAUUGCAAAAGAUUUCCCCUUUCUUAAAAAAAAGUUUGGAUACCAUUUACAGGAGAACGUGGAACAAAUAUAUAUUUUUGUAUUUGAAUCCAUAUGAAUGAUAAUGUAUGGGUAGAUGAUACAUUCUCUUUAUUGCAGUGAAGGAUCACCUAAUACUACUGGGCAAACCAGACAACACUGUUUUUCAAAGCUGUUCUCAAACUAUAAAUAGUUUUGUAGUUUGUCUCCAGCUUCCUUUAAGUAUGGUCCCAGAACAGUUGGUGCCAUCUUGCUAACUCCUAUGGUCAUUGGCAAGACGAUACAAACAGAUCUGGGACCAGGCUAGCUUCCUUUUAUGUUAGGAUGUUGUCUUGGAGAGCACAGGUUAGUGCCUAUUCAAACAGCAAUACAGUCGCACUGUGUUGGAAAGCAGGGGUUAUCAUCAUCAUUCUUACCAUGAAGAGAUGGCCUGCUAAGCAUAGAGGGGUCAGUAUUUGGCAGCUAACGCUUUCAUAAAGCACUGCGGUAAUCCCCAUUAUGACGCUGUAGCUUUGUGGUGUGUCAGGCUCAGAAUGUGGCACUGUGAGGGGAGUAGAUAAGCCUAACUUCUCCAUACUAUUCUGUUGCACGUUUUCUGAUUCUAGUAGGCUAUUCACUCUACUCGACUUCUAAAGAAAAUAAAAAGCUUUAAAUAUUGGCAUUAACCAAUGACAUGCGAUCCUAAAGCACAAAUCAAAAAUGUUGCAGAUCUAUUUUUUUCACCAACGGUUAAGUUUGCCUGCCCCUUGUUUGGGGGGGGGUUGUGGCGUUAACUGUGUGUCGUCCUGCCAGACUGGUUUUAGCCUCUUAAUGUGCUGCAUGAUUAUUGUAUUGUGACUCGUUGCGUGCUGUUUUGUUUGCUAGUGUUCCAUCUAUUCAAAGGGAGUUAAGUCAUCGUUUUCAAAAAAAGAAAUGAUAUACCUGCUACAUUUGCUCCAUCUAUCUUCCUGGGUCAUUGUUUGUUUACAGUCACAUCAUUCAAUAAGGCUAGUGCAGUGGUCCUCAGUGGGGGUUGUGAAACUGAAUGGGGAAAAUACCUUUUGUUGAUGUUUAGAACCACUGGGUUAGUGUUCACAUAUGGCCUUGCAAGCACACUAUCAAAGGGCAGAGAUAUUCUGGUGGAAGAGGAAAAGGACUGCCACAGAAAAGCGCAGUUGGUAUUAGACAUUGUUUUUCCAUUAUGUGAAAUGUGUUUGUUCUAAGCACGGGUGCUUUAAAAUGUCCCUUGGCACCUUCUCCCUCUGAUGUCCAGUUAGCCUGUUUAAAACAGAGGUGAACUUCAGUAGAGAUGUGGGUUGGUUGUAUAGAAACAGUUUUACAUUAGACACUGUGAAAUAAUGUCGUGACUACAUUCGAAUAGGCCUUGAUUAAUAUCGUAGUACAUUUACCAUACCAGAGGAAAUAAAAAUGCUAUAUUUUUCUUCCCCAUAAGCCUCUGAGUAUCCGGACACUGACAAGGCCCCUUGGUUCUCCCAUCAUCUACUUGAAGAUUUUAUUUUUGUCCCAACAACUGGCAUAGUUUACAAUCAAAUACUACAUAUCUCCUUAUCUGGUUUAAGGCGAAAACAACUUCAAGGGUAUGUUCUGUAUUAAAAAUGAAAAUACUUUAUA
This is a messenger RNA of Salvelinus namaycush (lake trout), 3914 nucleotides long. Its product is annotated as transcriptional adapter 2-beta-like. Lineage: Eukaryota; Metazoa; Chordata; Actinopteri; Salmoniformes; Salmonidae. The transcript is spliced from 2 exons. Gene Ontology annotation, molecular function: zinc ion binding; chromatin binding; transcription coactivator activity. Gene Ontology annotation, cellular component: nucleus; SAGA-type complex. The coding region runs from base 37 to 1476 and encodes 479 amino acids. Gene Ontology annotation, biological process: regulation of transcription by RNA polymerase II; chromatin remodeling. The record is from RefSeq and is a predicted model, not a curated record.